AUGAACAAAUUGUAUUGUAACCAGUCUUCGCAGUAUUUGCCCAUAUUCACCGAACUUGAAGAUUUUCGUGCGACUUAUAUCGCCAACUGUGUCUUUAACAUUUUUCUUAGUUACACCGCCUUCAUGUUGAAUAUUGUGACAAUCUAUGCCAUACACAAAACUGCAACAAUGCCAAAAACUUUGAAAACUCUGCUGCUAAGUCUUGCCUGCUCGGAUGUUGCUGUUGGUUUUUUUAGUCAACCAUUAUACACUUUCUUUCUGAUCAACUGGCUUCGACUACACAAUCUUGGCUGUAACACUACACAAGUAUGGACGAUUUUAAGUGGUUUAUUUUUAACUGCUUCGUUCCUUAGUGUUGUGGCUGUAAGUGUAGACAGGUUCUUUGCUGUUCAUCUUCAUCUCAGAUACCAGGAGCUUGUGACUCACAGACGUGUUGUUGUUGCAAUGAUCAGCAUCUGGGUGUACAGUGCAUUUGUUUCUUUGAUUACAUUGUGGGGGCCUAAUAAUGCUCUGUACCUUAUAAGUACGAUAAAUGCUGCUUUCGGUUUUAUUAUCACACUCGUGGUGUACAUCAGGAUAUAUCUAACCGUCCGACGGCACAAGAAUGAGAUUCAGUCCAUACAAAUACGAAACGAAGCUCAGUCUGAGGAGAUAAAAAACUUAACUGUUCUCAUUAAAUCCACGGUUGGCAUAUUCUACGUAUAUCUCGUGUUGUUAAUUUGUUAUUUGCCCUACUUAAUUUGCGGGACUGUUAUUCGAAUCUACGGCUCGACUACCGCUUUAAAAACAUUGUAUAUUUAUUCAGUGACUCUCUUGUAUCUCAAUUCAUCUUUGAACCCUGUCAUUUACUGCUGGAAGAUGAGACACAUUCGACACGCUAUCGUAGACAUACUACGAAAGAUGUCUUGGAACAGCAAUCGGCCACUUCGGAUCAACUACAAUCGGUCAUCGAGUGUCGUCCAUAUUGAUAACUUAUCCCCUCUGUGCCUCUAA
Molecule: messenger RNA, 993 nt
Organism: Pocillopora verrucosa
Lineage: Eukaryota; Metazoa; Cnidaria; Anthozoa; Scleractinia; Pocilloporidae
Source: RefSeq, a predicted model, not a curated record